Messenger RNA from Ipomoea nil (Japanese morning glory), 821 nucleotides. Its product is annotated as E3 ubiquitin-protein ligase ATL23-like. The record is from RefSeq and is a predicted model, not a curated record. NCBI's taxonomy places the organism in Eukaryota, Viridiplantae, Streptophyta, Magnoliopsida, Solanales, Convolvulaceae. The transcript has a single exon. The coding region runs from base 202 to 603 and encodes 133 amino acids.
UGUUGCCAGCUAUUCAUAAUUCAUAAAUCGUCGUAUAUAAGUCUCCGGUUUAAGAAGUUUAACUCUAAUAAAGCCACCAUGCGAAAAAUGGUGUGAGCUAUCUACGGCCGCUAUACUCCAAAACGUACUCCGUCCCUACCGCCUUUUCCGCUAGCAAAAAUACGGCGGCGCCCGCAGUUUUCUCUGCGUUCGACAAAAACAAUGUUGUUCUCCGUGUUUCUCGCCCUCUUUCUGCCAUGCGUCGGCAUGUCCGUAGUGCUGGUGGUCUACUUCUGCUUGCUCUGGUACGCCGCCACAUACAACGCCGGCGGCGGCGGAAACGGCCAGUACGCGGUGAAGAGCACUCAGCAGACGGGUCUCUCCGCCACGCAGCUGGAGAAGCUGCCGAAAAUCACCGGGAAGGAUUUGGUUCUGGGGAACGAUUGCGCUGUUUGCUUGGACAAUAUCGGGAGCGACGAACCGGCUCGGCUGGUCCCCGGUUGCAACCACGGGUUCCAUUUAGAAUGCGCCGAUACGUGGCUGGCAAAGCACCCGGUUUGCCCGAUUUGCAGAACCAAGCUCGGACCGGAGCUCUUCGACCCGCCGGAAACUAACCCCUGCUGAGCUGACGGGUUUCAGUUCCUGUGGGCUGUGGAUAAGUUUCAGGUUAUGGGUAGUCCUAUUUUCUUUAUCUUUUAUCUUUAUUUCCGUUACUAGGAAACAAAAACCAAAAAAAAAAAAAAAAAAAACAGUAAAAGAAAAAAGACAAGAAGAUUUCGAGGGAGGAACACAUUUUUGCUUGGAAUUUUCUUUCUUUCUUGUAAAUUUGUUGAUUUUAAAAA